Crotalus tigris (Tiger rattlesnake) is the source of this 3154-nucleotide messenger RNA. RefSeq lists its product as uncharacterized. Bases 797 to 3013 code for a protein of 738 amino acids. Gene Ontology annotation, biological process: negative regulation of transcription by RNA polymerase II. Lineage: Eukaryota; Metazoa; Chordata; Lepidosauria; Squamata; Viperidae. The transcript has 3 exons. The record is from RefSeq and is a predicted model, not a curated record. Gene Ontology annotation, molecular function: DNA-binding transcription repressor activity, RNA polymerase II-specific.
CUAGAUUUUUUUAUUUUGAUGUUUUAUUUUUCCUAUUAUAUUGUAUGUUUGACCCAUUAAGGCACGGAGGAAGAAAUACCAUCUCUAAGGCAAUUUAUCAUUCUGAACUAAAAUAAUAUGCUGCAGGGAGAGUGAGAGAUAACAUACAAUCUCCCCUACAUUUUUGUUAUUAUAGGUUAUUUUUACUGUUUUUGCCGUUUGGGUUCUUGGAUUAUGUUGCUUAGCUUUGUGUUUUAAUUGUGUAUGCUGUCCAAUCUCACAUACAUGAGGUGGACAGCUAUAUAAAUUCAAAAACUAAGUAAACAAAUACAAGACUAGGAAUCAGAGAAAAAGCAAGCACUAAGGAACCUAUUGGCUAAAAGUGACCUAAAUAAGGCAGAACAAUGUUGGGGAAGCAGAAUGCAAGCAACUAAUACCACUGAGCGUGUGCAAAGUGCUACAGUUCUGAUGAACCAUCACCAAGUUUGGGAUUAAAAAACACAAUUUCUAGGGAGAGAUGGGCCUAUAAUAAUUGGCGGAGAGAUACACGUCCUGUGGUCAGAUGUAGUUGCUAAGCAACCGCCCGUGGACGGAUACGAGAGAAAGAAGGAAGCCGCCGGAACUAUGUAUCUCUCGCGGAAGAAUAACGCUGGUUUUUCUCAACGUUCGCGGAAGAAUAUUGGCGCACUGAACCGGGAACUACCUAUUCUCAGUCCCGCAAAACAAUACCUGAGCAGCGGAGUCCUGAAAGCCUAUAAGAACCUCGCUUACGGAAGAAAUACUCCGGGCCCAGCCUCACGUAAAGUAGAAGGACACAAUGGAUUUGGUGAUGGGGAUGGACGUUGGCGCUGAAAUCGAAGUAACCGAAGAUGGGGACCUGGAAGAACUGCCUCUGCAUUUGGAAAACGUCCAGAAUUGCCUCUGCUUGGAAUCCGUGGACAUCUCCAGCAGCGAUGAUGAUGGGGAAUCCCAUCUGACCUUCUUCUUGCCCGUCAGACGGCCUCCACGCCCCGCCCAGCGCCGCUCGAUUCACCGCCCCACCGCCGCUGCGAAAUUGUCUGCUUCUCAAAAAUGGAUCCCUCCCUUGUUCCCUUGCCCUUUACGCCCCGGAGGCCCGUCCCCUGCCGGGAUACCGGCCUUCGGGGCCUAUCAGUGCCAGAAGUGCCUGCAGGUUUUCAUGGAGGAAUGGCACUACACCCAGCACCUGCAGGACCACGCUCAGGAGGAAGAGCAGCUGGCCCAGCUGCACGCAGCCCAGCACCCCGCCCGUCCCCCGUCCCCACCCCGCAAACUCCGCUGCCUCGAGUGCGGCAAACGGUUCCUGCAGCCGGAGCAAUUUGCACGGCACACCAAGUGGCACCUGAAGCUGGUGCGCCUGGGCAUUAAAGUCCAUCACAGGAAGGCGAGUUGGCGGUCUUCCCAAGUGUCGUAUGUUUACCAGCCUCUCGGCGGCACGAGGAAUCCUCUGGAAGGAAACGAUGGGGCUGACCUCCCGGUCGUGCAGGAGAUUCUGAGCCAGCCAGCGGGCCUGCAGGUUCCCAAGCCUCCGAGGACGGGCAGGCGCAAAGCCGUCAAGCACCAGAAGAGGAAGAGUGCUGAGAGGUGGCAGCCGCAGGAGCUGUUCAGCUCCACUCAGGCCGGGAACUCCAUGGCCGUCCUCGAUGGGGCCACCGGGGUCCACCUUCUGCAGCCUUGGCAGAAGCAGGAGGGAGUCCUGGAAGGCCAGGUGGCGGGGGGUCUCUUCCAACCGACGGUCAUGAGUGCCGAAAACCAGAUUAUCAUUCUGGACGGCGACGAGGCGGAGGCUGUGCCUGUGGCUCCCGAGCGGCAUUACACCGAGCUGCAGACCACCGUCUUUGACAGCCAGGGGACCACGGACGCCAUGCAGCCGGUGUUCCUAAGAACCGAGGAGCCGGCGGUCGUCCUGGAUCCUCCCGCUGGCACGAGUCCUCUGCAGGCUGGUGGAGUCAAGGACCAGGCAGCCGUCGUCCCCGGGUGGGGCGGCCAGAACCCGUGUACCGUGUACAGGACGGUGCUUCUCCAGGCGGAGGAUCAGGCAGCUGUGGUGGACGGCCAAACGGAGCCCGGUCCUUUCCAGCAAGUGAUCAUUAAGACUUCUGAGGUCUCCCCCACCUUCUACCUGGAUCCUCAGAUUUCUUCGCUGGACCCAACCGCCUUCCAUUUGGUCCCCGAGCCUCAGUACGUCACUUUCCCUUACGGGAAUUCCUUGCCUCUGGACCACAGCGAGGCCACCGAGGAAGGAGAAAAGGCUUGGGAGUCUCAGGCGGCCAGCUUCUGUUUACCCAGUUUGUACCAGGCAAACAAGCAGCAGCCCUCUCCCGUGGCAACCGCCAGUCCCAAAAGCCCCGUGGUGGUGCGGCUGCUGCCGUGCCCUGAAGGGGACCAUCCCGAGGUCUUGGAUCUGGAGUACGACACCGGAGGUGGCAUCCCGGUGGCCUCGGAGCCCUGGGAUGUCAACUUGCAGGCAGAGCAAGAGACCCCCAGUCUCAAGGCGUCGUCAGACGAUGCCUUCAUUGUGGUGGAGAUGGAGAGCGAGACGGGCCAGCAAGGCAUGGUGGUGAGCGAGCACCACCACCGCCCCCGGCCACGGACCUUCCGGCGAGGCAGAAAGCUGCCCCCUCGCAACAGCAGCAUCUGGCGCUUUAAGUGCCCGGACUGCGGGGUCUGCUACAGCCAGCUCUCCCAGCUGCGCUCGCACCAAAAGGGGCGGAAACGCCGGGGGCGGCGCUUCCUGUGCGAAUGCGGCUCUUCCUUCCGGGGCUUGCUCCACCUGCUGCGCCACCAGCUCCAGCACCUGGAGGAAGCCCUCUUUAUUUGCUCCACCUGCGGGAAGUCGCUCCAAGGACACGCCGGCUUGCAAAGGCACAACACCUGCAAUCCCGGCCUGGCUCAUUUCAGCUGCCCUUGUGGCGAACACUUCCAACGCUUGUCCCGUUACCUCUGGCAUCACGUCAGAAGCCAGCGGCCCGGCUUGCGAGUGUACACGCUGGCUGGGUUCCUCUCCUCCCCCUAAGGUGGGUGGGCAGGUGUGGCCUGCUGAAGGGAGGGGGAGGGUUCAGUGGAGGAGAUUGGUUGGCUGAUGGUUGCUGUCUGAUGUUUCUUGAGUUUCCCGCAAUGUAAUUAUAAAGAUGGUCAUUAAAGAGCUGAAAUCCUG